Messenger RNA from Haemonchus placei, 381 nucleotides. The record is from the annotation of a GenBank genome assembly. Lineage: Eukaryota; Metazoa; Nematoda; Chromadorea; Rhabditida; Trichostrongylidae.
UAAAAAAUUCCCCAUGAGCGCGCAUCGAGGUCCAAAGUUUGCUCUCGAACUACUUGCAGGUUGCACGCAGGUAUCCUUCUCAAUGACUACCUUCUCGUUAUUUCGAAUAGGUCUCUCUGAGAAUACGUAACCUUGAGUGUACUCGCUGCCACAUCGUGUAGCAAUGUUGCGCAAAGAGUUGAGAGAAAUAUGCCGACCAGCCAUCUGAUGAAAUCGAAGAGAAUCAAAGUUUGGUGAUGAACUAGUAGCACCGAACUGCAGUUGUUGAGAGGACCCCACAGCUGGUUCAACAAUAGCUGGGUCAUUAAUCGUGCUGCUAAUGCUUGUCAGACGAGAAGUAAUCGAUGCCGAACAUGGCACAUGGAAAUCCGAAGGAUCUAG